AUGGCUCGGUAUUCUCAGUUCGACUUCUACCAACAAUCUUCAUCAUUAGACGUGCCCGAGGAGGACGAGAUGAGCGUGCUGGACGAUAAAAUCCUCGACUCAACCUCCCCGGGUCUCUCCGACCCCCGCCGCGCCUCAUACGAACAAGACGCCUUCUCACAUCGCAACUCUGUCUGGUCCAACUAUUCCACCGGCUCUGAACAGUCGCGCCCGGCCUCACAUCUCAGCCAGUCCGUCCUCGACGCCAACAACUCAUCCUUCAUGCCCGUCGACGGCCCCCAGUCCUAUCCCCCGCAGGCCCCCGGCUGGUCGCUGUCUCGCACGGCCUCGGGCUCAUGUACCCCAACCGCCUACGACCAGUAUCCCGCCGAGGAAAGCACUGCAAAUGCACCUUUCUCCGGUGGUGCCGUUGGCCCGUCCAGUCAAGGCUGGAUGCCGGCACCGAUGGAUUUGGCGGAUGCCGCGGCACAGGCAAAGAGUGCGAGUUAUCGGAAUGGGUCGCCGUUGACCGUGCGUCGGGAUGGGAUUCGCAAGAAGAACGCUCGUUUUGAGAUUCCCGCCGAGCGCACCCUCAGUAAUAUCGACCAGUUGAUCAGCCAGUCGAGUAAUGAUGAGGAGAUCAAGGAGCUGAAGCAGCAGAAGAGACUACUGCGGAACCGCCAAGCUGCUUUGGAUUCCCGCCAGCGGAAGAAGCUCCACACCGAAAAGUUGGAGGAAGAGAAGAAGCAUUAUACGCACGUCAUCAGCCAGCUGGAGGACAUGGUCGCCGCACUGCGCAAGCGCGAGUCCGAACUGAUCCAGCAGCAACAGCAGCAACAGCAACAAGUGACCGCCUACCUGGAGAACCUGCACAUGGAAAAGGACGAGAUGAUCCGCGUGCACACCCUCGAGACCGCCGACCUGCGCAAGAAGAACAACAUCCUGAUGGAGACGGUGGAGAAACUUGAACGUGGCAUCAAGCCCGUUGACAGCCAGGCCGACUUUACCGGCUUCGAGAGUCUCUCCAUGGAAAACCACCCAUGGGAUGACUUUACCAUGUCCAAUGGCCUCUCGAUGCAAGACACGGUGCCGCCGACGCAGUCGCACCCGCAGAACAUGCAGAUCGAGCGAACGGAGAAAUCCAAUGCUCCCUUCAGCUGGAACGCCUUCUACAUGUGUCUCCUGUUCGGCGCUUUUAUCGCUUCCAACAAUACGUCUCUGCCCGGCCGAAACCUCCCCCAACUCUCCGAGGAAUAUCGCGCCGAGUCAGCAAACGUGCUGAAAGCCGUACUGGCCUCCUCGCCCAGCGAGUUCGGCCCCGCCCCGGCAAACACAGCUCCUGCACCCGCACCGUCCACCGGUAUCGCGGGCAUGGACAUGCCCCCAAUGGCAUCGGCCCAACCCGCCUCAUCCAAUUUGGAUGAGCUGCACGACACUCUCGUGAUGCCAACCGAAGAGCAGCAGCGAGCCCAGGUCUUUGCGCUCAAUGCGGACCAAUAUAACUCACUAACGACAUUUGACGAGGACUCUGCAUCUGCGUUCAAGCCGUCACAGCCGACGAAUCUGCAGCAGGCGCUCGCCGCCAUGCGCAGCACAGCCCAGCAUCGCCUGCAGGGCUCGACUUCGGAUGUGUAUUCGCGGUCGCUGAUGUGGGAACGUGUUCCGGAGAAGGUCAUUCGGGAUUUCCGCCGGAUGGUGCAUGAUUUCGGCACGCCUGUCAAGGAGGAGAUGGGCUUCCAGGCUCAGCAGGUUGCUUGA
Molecule: messenger RNA, 1737 nt
Organism: Penicillium argentinense
Lineage: Eukaryota; Fungi; Ascomycota; Eurotiomycetes; Eurotiales; Aspergillaceae
Product: putative bZIP transcription factor
Exons: 3
Coding region: 1-1737 (578 amino acids)
Biological process (GO): regulation of DNA-templated transcription
Molecular function (GO): DNA-binding transcription factor activity
Source: RefSeq, a predicted model, not a curated record